AUGACUGGAACACUUUUCUGUUUCAUAAUCGGAAAACUGAGUCUUCUAGCUUAUCAACAUUCGAAAGAACGUCUUGUUUUAGAGUCAUUGAAAACAAUCAGUCGAACAUUAAAAGAAGCAGAUGACGAGGAUCAAAUAAAACGACGCUCGGCUAUCAGGAAAAUAUUCCGAUUGGGCCGUCGGCGAAAGAGAAAAACUGAAGUAUCCUCUACUGAUGUAACUUCUCAGAAGACAAAUUCUAUUCAAGCUUUGAUAAGAUCAAAUAAUAAAUAA
Messenger RNA from Caenorhabditis remanei, 273 nucleotides. RefSeq lists its product as uncharacterized. Lineage: Eukaryota; Metazoa; Nematoda; Chromadorea; Rhabditida; Rhabditidae. The record is from RefSeq and is a predicted model, not a curated record. Bases 1 to 273 code for a protein of 90 amino acids. The transcript is spliced from 2 exons.